Messenger RNA from Eucalyptus grandis, 2032 nucleotides. RefSeq names its product preprotein translocase subunit SECY, chloroplastic-like. The transcript has 8 exons. The record is from RefSeq and is a predicted model, not a curated record. Gene Ontology annotation, cellular component: membrane. Gene Ontology annotation, biological process: protein transport. Lineage: Eukaryota; Viridiplantae; Streptophyta; Magnoliopsida; Myrtales; Myrtaceae. Bases 211 to 819 code for a protein of 202 amino acids.
GAAGCAGAAAGGAAAAUUCUUCUCAACUAUGCCUCAAGAUACACCAGCAGAAGUGGGGGCCUUCAAAAAUCUGCCAGGCUAUUGGCAAAGUACUCUACCUUGGAAGGAAGCCGGAAGGAAAAUUCCCCUCAAUUAUGCCUCAAGAUAUACCAGCAGAAGUUGAUGCCUUCAAAAAUCUGCUAAUUUACCCUUCAGGGUCAUUAUCUGGAGAUGCUAUUCAUUUCCGGGUGUAGUAAGACUGUAGCAGACUGGAGUAAUAAGGUGAAUAGCUCUGGGGUGAUGCCCAUUGUAUUUUCUACAUCUUCAUUGCCCCUCCCCAGGACUGUUGCACGCUUCAUGGGCUUGGCUGCACUGAAGAAAGCUGCUGUCACUCUGAACCCCUGUGGUUCUCUAUACCUUCCAACCAACAUACUAUUAAUAUCCCGUCUCACCUCAAGAAAAUCUCUCUCUGCUACCAGGUUCCAAAGUUCUCUAUACCUUCCAACCAACAUACUAUUAAUAUCCCGUCUCGCCUCAAGAAAAUCUCUCUCUGCUACCAGGUUCCAAAGUUCUCUAUACCUUCUGACCAACAUACUAUUAAUAGCCUUCCUCAACUACUACUACACUUUCCUACACUUGGGCCCUGAUGAUAUGAGUGAACAGCUGAAACGCCAAGGAGUAUCAAUACCCCUUGUUCAACUGGGUAAAACUACAGCGGCAUUCAUGAAAACGCUUUUGGCACAAAUAUAUUGGAAGUUGCAAGACCUGAAAGAAGGAGAAGGUGGAGCCGGAAGGAAGUUCUCCGGUAUACUUGCUAUGCUUCAGUCCAGUUUGCCAUAGUACAGGAAGCAGAAAGGAAAAUUCCCCUCAACUAUGCCUCAAGAUACACCUGCAGAAGCGGAGGCCUUCAAAAAUCUGCCAGGCUAUAGGCCAAGUACUCUACCUUGGAAGGUGGAUGUGUGGGGCAUGUUGCCAUCAUUUUAUCCUCUGUCCCCUUAGUGCUUGGCAUCGUAUAUGUUCGGCUAGGUGAUCAUUAUAAAUUCUAGGAUUUUAUCAUAUUAUGAUAGGAUUAAGAGAGAGAAAUAUAACAUGCUCCGUAACAAAAAAUUUCAUGAAGCAGAAAGGAAAAUUCCCCUCAACUAUGCCUCAAGAUAUGGAGGCCUUCAAAAAUCUGCUUACUAACCCUUCAAGCUUGGUAUCCGGGGAUGCUAUCCAUUUCCAAGCAUAAUAAGACUGCAGCAGACUGGAGUAAUAAGGUUCUAAAUGUGAUCGCAAAGUACCCUUUUCCAUAAGGCUACAUAGUCUGUCGUAGUAAUUUAAGGAUCCGUCUUACAUGUGCUAGUCGUGAUCUGGCUGAGUUCCUUGUUUCUCUAUUUUCUUCUGUUUUGCGCCUAACUUUAUGUGAAGUGCGGUGGUCUAUUCUAUGUAUUGAGUCUAGUUUUCUGUUUCCUCGUUUCCAUUUCCUUGUGGAGAUUUGCUUUACUUCAAUGAAAUGGAUGGAUUGUAUGACACAUCUUACACUUUUCAGUAGACCAUGGGUGAACAUAUAUUGCUUUUACCCAUCUUUAUCCAUUCUCCUCUUGUUGCCUCUUCUUGUAAGUUAGGUUAAAGUGUUGCUUGCAAGUGACUUUUAAUGAGAUAAGUACCUGGGGAGAUAAUCUAAAUGCAAUUUAAGUACCUCGUUUUGUCCAUCUAUCCUGGAGUAGCAUGAGUGGAUAAUUUAGGCUUCUGGGCCAAUCAUUUCUGCACUUCUCUCUACGAGUUUAAUAUGCUGAUUAACUUUGUCUGUAAUCUGUAGAGCCAAAAUAUCCUACAGAAUGAUAGUGCAUUGUGAGGAGCGCGGCAAGAGUUCAAACAUAGCCAACCAUUUUGAAGGAUACCAGAUACCAUAGCUUGUGUAUACAUUUCAAUAACUGUUUGCCAACCCAGGAAACUACUUUUUGAUGUCAACUUUUAUGUGCUAUAGGUAGUACAUUGUACAAAGUUGUACCUACAUGAGUGUACUGCUUGCGGAUAUCGAUUGUUAUCCACCUUUUGGUUGGAAUUGGAACGA